This is a messenger RNA of Ceratina calcarata, 1569 nucleotides long. It is a transcript of the gene Ttc19, whose product is annotated as tetratricopeptide repeat domain 19. The transcript has 5 exons. The record is from RefSeq and is a predicted model, not a curated record. Gene Ontology annotation, biological process: mitochondrial respiratory chain complex III assembly. Gene Ontology annotation, cellular component: mitochondrial inner membrane. Gene Ontology annotation, molecular function: protein binding. The coding region runs from base 345 to 1418 and encodes 357 amino acids. Lineage: Eukaryota; Metazoa; Arthropoda; Insecta; Hymenoptera; Apidae.
AUUUGACGUGUACACAGAAAUACUGUACAAUUGGAACUUUGUUACCUGUGUGAUAUGACCUAUCUCAUAUCCGUGAGGUGGAAAGGUGAAUGCGCACAGAAUCAAAAACAACUGUAACAUCUACAACGCAUACAAAAGACAAUUACUUCUUAUAAUACACAUAUUAUUGUUGUCAUUAUGGAAUUGUAAUAAUCUACACGAGUGUAUAACGACGUAGAUAUAUGUAUAUGCAUAAAUGAUUACAUUAUCGAGGAAAUUAUAUAACGCUUAUCUAUACAAAUCUACGUAGUGCUGCUACUGCUACUACUACGAAACUGCGUUAUAAGGAAUCACGAAUUAACACCAUGCAAUGUUUAAAAAUGGUCUUGGAUACAUUUAAAUAUACUCGAACGAUUACAAAAUCUCUUUACGCUGCGAAUGUUCGUUUAUCGAAUCAAAGGCGAAACAUAUUUAACAGACAUUUAGAGGAAAUUAGUCGAAUAAAGAAGAACAAUUCGAAUUCGUAUCAAUGGAAGAAUCCGUCGCGUACGACAUUUUUCGUAAUAUCGGGAAGUUUUUUAUUUAAUUUGUUUAAACCUAAGGAGGAAAGGGAAAGAGAUGAUAUUGAAGAGUUAACAAUGACCAUCAAACGAUCUAUUUUAUUAAUUCAGAAACAAGAGUUUCCGAAAGCAGAACAAAUGUUACAUAUUGCACUUCGCCAAGCGCAAACUUUGCAGCAUUAUGAUGGAAUAACUUAUAUUUACGAUAUAAUGGCAAACUUGGCAUAUGAUCUCAACGACUUUAAGAAGGCAGAAACUUUGUUCAAAUUCGUUUUAAGUAGAUUGUUAGCCAAGAAAGUUCCAGAGGAUGAUUUGUCAGUCAUACAUAUUAGUCUUAAAAUUGCUGAUAUAUACGACAAAACAGGAGAUACGAAAAAAGCUGAAAGUGGUUACAAAUUUUGUCUGGAACAUUUACAAAAUCAUUUGGCUAAAGACAGUGAAAAUGUAGAUGUACUACAAUUGUUAGGCUUAACUUUAGAAAAAUAUGCAACUAUGCUUUUCACGAAAUCACAGUAUACUAAUGCUCUGAACUACUUCACUCAAGCUUAUGAUAUAUCUGUAAAAAUAAAUGGCGAAGCGAACGAACAAUCUGUUAUUUUAUUGAAUGACUUAGGAAGUGUUAGUCACAUGUUACAAAAAUAUGAUCAAGCUAUUGGAUAUCUGUCUAAAGCAGCAGAAUUUGGUAAAAAGUUACCAGACAUGGGUGACUUAGGUUCCAUUUAUGUCAAUUUAGGAAAUGCACUUAUUGCAAAAGGUCUGUACGAAGAGGCAGAAAAAAGAUGCAAGGAAGGUGAACGUUUAGCAAAAGCUAGAGAUGAUAAAGAAUCCAUAAAUGAGGCUAAAAAAUGUCUACAACAAAUAAAAGAUUUAACGUCUUAAUUGUUUCAUACAAAAUAUUAUUACAGGUAAAUGCAUACACAAUCAUUUGUAUCAAUGAACAUAUAAUGAUACUGAUGUUUAAAGAUAUCUCGACGUUUGAAAAAAAAAUGUUACAUGUAUAAUGUUUAAUAAAUGUUGAAUUUUCUCAUUA